Molecule: messenger RNA, 1161 nt
Organism: Paraphaeosphaeria sporulosa
Lineage: Eukaryota; Fungi; Ascomycota; Dothideomycetes; Pleosporales; Didymosphaeriaceae
Product: Hus1-like protein
Exons: 6
Coding region: 1-1014 (337 amino acids)
Biological process (GO): double-strand break repair via homologous recombination; meiotic DNA integrity checkpoint signaling; nucleotide-excision repair
Cellular component (GO): checkpoint clamp complex; nucleolus; site of double-strand break
Source: RefSeq, a predicted model, not a curated record
AUGCGCUUCAAAGCCCAGAUCCACAACAUACACACCUUCACGAAGCUGACGGCAUCGCUCAACUCGCUGGGUCCGCUCGCCUGGCUCAAGCUCAGCGAUGAGCAGGUGUGCUUCACCAUCAUUCCCGAGCAAGGCACCCAGGUGUGGGCUGUCCUCUCCAUUGAUACCAUCUUCGAUACAUAUGCCGUCCAAUCCGCCGCCAACAAUGUCAUCAAUCUCGAAGUGCCUCUAGGGCCGCUCAAUCGUGCUCUCAAGUCCGCCUUGAACGCGACCUCGGCCCAGAUCCGCCUGACGAAGAAGGACAACAUACCUCUCCUGGCCCUCACCAUUGCCACAACCUCGUCCAACAACGCGUACUCGGCGUUCCCCACUAGCGGAAGCCGCGACGAUGACACCAUGUUCGAUGCCCAGUCUGGCGGGAGCAGAGAAACCGUCAUCACCCAAGAGGUGCCCGUACGAGUACUUGCGCCCGACACCGUGUCGGGCCUCCACGAACCCCAGACUCGCGAACCGGACGUCCAUAUCAUUCUGCCUCCGUUGAUGCAGCUCAAAAGCAUAAGUGAUCGGUUCACCAAGCUGGCCCUAGCAGGAGCUAGGACAAGCUCAGGAGCUGCGGCGACCAGGACAAGACUCGACAUGGCCGCCAACAUGCACGGCUGUCUCAGGAUGAGCAUCAAGACCGACGCUAUGAGCAUAUCCUCUGUCUGGACCGAUCUCGCAAACCCAGAGCUGGACCCUAGUCAGGUAGCCAACGGCGACAUCGGCAUCGCAGAACACCCGAGUACGCGUAUGAAGCUGCUGGGUAGUGCAGAUGGCCGCAGCGAAGAAGGCUGGGCGUCGGUGAGGAUAGACGGUAAGGACUGGGCCAAAGUCAUGAGUGUUGGGCGGCUGGGCGGGAGGGUCAUUGCUUGUUUCUGUCAUGAACAUGCACUGAUUCUGUACGUCUAUCUGCCAACUGAUGGUGGUGAAGAUGAAUCGGUUUUGACGUAUUACAUUAGUUCAUACAGCGCCUAGCUGUCGGAUCGAGUUACCAACACGCGCCUUACGAUUUACGAAAUAGAUAUCAGCUCACACAAGCCCCAUAAGUUACGUAGUCUCACUCACGCACUCUGCGAAUCAAAUGAUUGUAACACUCUGCGUAUCAUGCAGCACAAUCGAUUC